GCCCCUCGCCCCGCCCCGCGCGGCGCUCUAUCCCGCGCCUCGCUGGCCGCGCCCGGAGGCCGGAAGUGCCGGUACCGGGGGGGCAGCGGGGGUCCCCGGGGACCACCGACCCCCACCGACCCCCCCCCACCCAUGGGUGCCGCCGGUGGGUGCUGCUGGGUGCUGUCCCACGCGCUGCUCUGCGCCGUCUGCCUGCUCUGCGCUCUCCGGGCCCGCCAGGUGACCGGCGGGCCGGCGGCCGGGUUCCUGCUGCAGGCGCUGGCGGCGGCGAGCGACGCCCUGGAGCCCCUUUGGCCCGGGGGGGUCCCCGGGGGUGACCCCCACCCCGACCCCCUGCCCGGCGCCUGGGUCGCGGCCACGCUGGGACAACCGCUGGUGGCCUUCGGCUUCCACCGGCUCAGCGGCGACCGGGCCACCGCCAACCUGCUGCUGGGGGGGGCCGCGGCGUUGGCCCCCGCCGCCGCGCGGCUCCCCGAGGAGGGUCGGCUGCUGGCCGCCCGCGCCGUCGCCUUCCUCGCCGCCGGCAGCGUCCUCACCCUCUCCGUCCUCACCGCCAACGGGCCCGGGGCGCUGGGCGGCCUCCUCUUGGUCGCCGGGAAUCUGCUGCCGGCACCGGCGCCCGGCGCCCGGCACGACGGGCACCCGUGGGUGCUGGCGGCCGGGAAUUUGGCGUUGCGGCGAGCCCUGCGGGCGCAGCAGCUCGGCGUCGACUGAGGCGUCCCGCGUGCCGGCGGCGAGCGAGCGGGCGGGGCGCAGUAAAGCCGGCGUGUGGUUACGGUUA
Molecule: messenger RNA, 781 nt
Organism: Harpia harpyja (harpy eagle)
Lineage: Eukaryota; Metazoa; Chordata; Aves; Accipitriformes; Accipitridae
Gene: TMEM276
Product: transmembrane protein 276
Exons: 2
Coding region: 133-714 (193 amino acids)
Source: RefSeq, a predicted model, not a curated record